Molecule: messenger RNA, 387 nt
Organism: Branchiostoma belcheri (Belcher's lancelet)
Lineage: Eukaryota; Metazoa; Chordata; Leptocardii; Amphioxiformes; Branchiostomatidae
Product: late histone H2B.L4-like
Exons: 1
Coding region: 1-387 (128 amino acids)
Biological process (GO): nucleosome assembly
Cellular component (GO): nucleosome
Molecular function (GO): DNA binding; structural constituent of chromatin; protein heterodimerization activity
Source: RefSeq, a predicted model, not a curated record
AUGACCUUCACCAUGCAGCCAAGUGGAAAACCCGCCCGGAAAGCUACCUGCAAUAAGCGCGGAAAAAGGAGAAAGAGGAGGGAGACCUUCGGCGUCUACAUCUACAAAGUGCUGAAGCAGGUGCAGCCCGACGUCGGCGUCUCCAGCAAGGCCAUGGGCAUCAUGAACUCAUUUGUCAACGACAUCUUCGAGCGCAUCGCCGCCGAGGCCUCUCGUCUGGCUCACUACAACAAGCGCUCCACCAUCAGUAGCCGCGAGAUUCAGACCGCCGUCAGACUCCUGCUGCCGGGCGAGCUGGCCAAGCACGCCCUCAGCGAGGGCAAUAAAGCCGUGAUGAAGUACACAUACUUCGGUACUAAGCUAAACGAUCAUCUGACCGACUCAUAA